AUGCCCUCAAGUAUAGCGUCAUCACCCCAAUUAUCGCCCUUUCAGGUGCCAGCAUUGCGGCUUGGCCAGUCCCAAUCAAACAAAAGCGUCAAUGCCUGUGCUAGAAAACUGUUUGCAGCAUUCCGGUCUUGUCAAUGUUUACCACCAGAACCGUCUGAGAAUGAGCUUGCAGGUGAUAAUCUCCAGAACUACAUCACUCUUUGUGGCCAUUUCCUCUCUUCCCGCUUGAUCCCUCAACGAUCAAAGUACAAUGCUCAGUUUGAACCUGAUGAAGACUGCGUCUCCUACUUGAAAACCCCUACCUUGAGGAAUUACAUCGGGCAACACUUCAAAGAUAUCCGAGAAGCGCUGCCUAAUCAUGUACAGCUGAAGAAUCUUGGGCCUGGCGAGUUUCCUCUUUGGUACUCUGCAUUUUUGGUGCAAUUUGAAAGGGCAUGCUCCCGAUACCAUAUCGACCAUGGCCAUGAGAUGAAUGAAGGUUCAAGUAAUAAUAUCCGGCCCCUUUUUUUUAAGAAUACAAAUCCUGACAAGACUGACUUCAUCAGCCGAGUUAGUCUUGAGCAGAUUCUCACCAAAAUAAUGAAGGAGGCACCAAAGAACAAUGUCAAAGACUUUGGACAUUUUGAGCAACGGGCGAUGCUGAUGUUGUCAUUUUCAGCUAUUGGACGGGCGGGGGAAAUCAAAUUUCAAAAGUUCAGUGAUUGGAGAUUCGAUCCAUACCUACAGACCACAGAUAUAAAGUGGGAAGAAAAGAAGACAUUGACAAUGCAUGCAAUGCCAAUGGUUCCAGAUAAGAGCUACCUCGUUUGUUUCUAUCACGCAAUUGCAUGUUACUUUGCCCUUGAAGAUGGCUUGUACCGCAAUGAAACACAGCAGGCUGACGGUCACUAUGACUUCCUCUUUCCAUCUCUUCAAAAGAUUGGAAACAACAGUGUUGCCAAGAAGGUUGGAAGUAUCAUCAAAACAAACCUGCCCCCCAAAACUCCCAACAAAAUUACAAGUCAAUAUACUGCAAAAUCUUUGCAAAUUGGCGGAAUUACACAUCUUGCAAGCCAUCCUACAAUGACCACUCUUCGUGCUGCUGCUCAAACUGGUCACUCUACGGGAACGACCAUGGAUAGCUAUGUGGAUUCUGCUGACGUUGUGAGAGGGAUUCCUGCUGCGUUGGCGAUGCAUCAAUAUGAGUCGCUUGAAUCAAAAAUCAAAGUGUACUCGCUUGAUAUGCUUCCAGAGUUGGUGGAAAAGCUGGUGACGUCCCUGUUCUGCAUCUCAGUACCAAGCUUCAAGGCAGAUGGGUCACUAUAUGCGGUUACGAGAGCUGCGGCAGCCUCCCUAAUAGCCCAUCACAAUACAGUGACAAGCGACCUUGGUUACAGAAAUGCAGUUUCUUGUUAUCGUCGAACCAAAGCUAGGGAGGCCAAAAUCUCGGAUCCAAGAUACGACAGAACUAUGAGCCCUGAGUUGCUGUUGGAGAAAUGGUCCAAGGAGGUGAUGGACAGCUUCCUAGCAAGCAAUACUGAAUUUACCGAUACCAACCCCACAGCCAUUGGUCUUGCUAAAUCCAUGGAUGAGUUGAAGCCAGUUGUACUUGGAUUGAAAACAUCCAAUGAUUUGCUUGUUAAAGAACUCGGCUCUGUGGCAAAAGAGCUUGCAAUGAAGACAGCUGCAGUGUCACUCUAUCAAGAAGAACU
Cylindrotheca closterium is the source of this 1691-nucleotide messenger RNA. NCBI's taxonomy places the organism in Eukaryota, Bacillariophyta, Bacillariophyceae, Bacillariales, Bacillariaceae. The record is from the annotation of a GenBank genome assembly.